Molecule: messenger RNA, 552 nt
Organism: Entamoeba histolytica HM-1:IMSS
Lineage: Eukaryota; Evosea; Mastigamoebida; Endamoebidae
Exons: 1
Coding region: 1-552 (183 amino acids)
Source: RefSeq, a predicted model, not a curated record
AUGGAUCGUUUAGAAAUAAGUAGGUGUGAUGAACUUACUAUUAAUUCUCUUUUAAAUUCCAUUGAAACUAAAACUAUCAAAUUUAUUGAUUGUACUAUUUGUUUCAAUAAAAUCAAUUUCUAUCCUCUUCAAACGUUAACUUCUCUUUGGAUUAAAAGAAUGAAAUCAUUAGAUCUUCUUCUAUUAAAUCAAAUGAAACAACUUAAUUCUCUUCGUCUUGAAUAUAUUGAAGAAACAAAAAAUGUCAAAUCUUUAUUAGAAAGUGAGUAUCUAAAAAAACUCAUCAUCAAAAACUGUAGAGGAAUUUAUCUGAAAACAAUCGUUAGAAUGAAACAUUUACUUACAUUGGAUUAUGACCAAAGAGACUUACCAGUUAAAGGACCUUUCAAGAAACUUCUCAACAAAUUAAAUCUAAGUCAUAACAAUGAAUUUCUUAAGUAUUAUACUUACCUCAGACAAUUACCAAAUUGCAAAUACAACUCUGUUCAAAUAAAUUUCAUUCAUCCAUCACUAACAGACAACUACUAUUAUUUUAAUCAUACCAUUGAAUAA